Messenger RNA from Miscanthus lutarioriparius, 1392 nucleotides. Lineage: Eukaryota; Viridiplantae; Streptophyta; Magnoliopsida; Poales; Poaceae. The record is from the annotation of a GenBank genome assembly.
AUGGCGACCACCAUCACCAGGCUCUUGAACCACAUAUUGCUCUUCCUCCUCGUUGUCCAGUUCGCCGACGCAGUUCUCGUCGAAAAGACCGAGAACCACGUUGCGCUGAAGUCUCAGUCAUCGAGCACCACCUACAUCGUCCAUGCCAACGACCUCGCCAAGCCGCCCCACUUCGGCUCCCUGGAGGAGUGGUACCGUUCCAUGGUGACCACCCACGCCUCUUCCACUCGGGCGGCGACCUCCAGCGGCAUCCUGUACACCUACGACACCGUCAUGCACGGCUUCGCCGUCCAGCUCACUGGCGACGAGGCCCGGCUCAUGUCCAGCGCGCCCGGCGUCAUCGGCGUGUACGAGGACAGGGUGCUCUACCCUCAGACCACGAGGUCGCCGGGGUUCAUGGGCCUCGAACCCGGCAACGGCGCCUGGAAGCAGACCGACUUCGGCGACGGCGUCAUCAUCGGCAUCAUCGACGGCGGCAUAUGGCCCGAGAGCGCGAGCUUCCACGACAGCGGGCUCGUCCCCGUCCGGUCGAGCUGGAAGGGCAAGUGCGUCGACGCCCACGACUUCAACGCCAACUUGUGCAACAACAAGCUGGUUGGAGCCAAGGCCUUCAUCACUGCUGCGGACGCCGUGGCGGGGAGGAAGAGCCGUGGCAUCCCCUCCCCGAGGGACGAGGAGGGACACGGUACGCACGUGGCCUCGACGGCCGCUGGCGCUGAGGUCCGCAACGCCAGCCUCUACACGUUCUCCCGGGGAACCGCGUGGGGAAUGGCGCCCAAGGCGAGGAUCGCCAUGUACAAGGCAUGCACCGUGGUAGGCUGCCUGUAUGCGGACAUCGUAGCGGCGGUGGACGCUGCGGUGAAGGAUGGCGUGGACAUCAUUUCCAUGUCCCUCGGAGGCAACCCACCAGACCCUCCCUUCCACGAUAACGUUGUCGCAAUCGCCUUGUUUGGUGCGGAGCGCAAAGGCGUCUUCGUCGUCCUCGCUGGUGGCAAUGAUGGCCCGCAGGCAUCUACGGUGAUCAACUCGGCGCCGUGGAUGACCACCGUAGGCGCCUCCACCGUGGACCGGCUGUUCCCGGCGAGCCUCACCCUCGGGAACGGGGUCGUGCUCGCCGGGCAGUCCCUUUAUACCAUGCAUGCCAAGGGCACGCCCAUGAUCCAGUUACUGUCCGCCGACUGCCGACGCCACGAUGAGUGGAAGAGCUGGACGCCCGACAAGGUCAUGGGAAAAAUCAUGGUGUGCACGAAAGGAGCAGGCGACGGGCACGGCAUCCUCUUGCAGAAUGCUGGUGGCGCAGGGAUAGUUGGUGUGGAUCCUCAUGAAUUGUCUCGAGAUGGUUCCGCAACCUAUUCCUUCACUCUUCCGGGUCUCACGCUCAGUUACACCUAA